AUGGUGGCCAGCAUUCGGCUACUUGCGUGCGGCCGUUUGGCAGUUAGAGCGGUUUUCUCCGCUUCGGCCAUCGACUUAGGUUAGAGUGGAAAAAAAAAAUCCCUACUAUUAAAUGAUUAAUUGAGGUGGAGCCGUAGCUUCGGAAGCAGGUGCGAUCACUUCGAAGCGAAGUUUAGCCACUGGUCCCUCAGCUCCCGGAAAAGCCGAAGCUGCAGCGACGCCAUCGAAUCAUGUCGAAAAUGUCAUCGCCAGUUGUGCUGGCUUCCCCAAGGUGGGACUUCGUGGCGCUACGAAAAUUGAAAAUUGUGUCGAAUUUGAAAAUUAACCGAUUUGGUUCAAUUCGAACCACUUAUGAGCAUAAAUUUUCUCUCAUUUGGAUGUCCCUUAUAAAGAUACUUUCAAAAUCAAAAAAAUGCAUUCUUCUUAAAAAUCUCUGUUUUUUUCAAAAACUCAUACAUUUCUCGAUUUCUUGAUCAAUAUAUGUGAAGAAAGGAUUUUAUCAUUUUAAAAACUGUUGUUUUCUCCUUUUAUCAGAUUGAGAAACCUAAAAAUUUGAUAUUUUUCUGAACAAAAACUUUUAAUUUUUUCAAUUUGAAGCUUCGCCAUGUUUCAUAUUCCCUUACAAGUUCAAACGAACUAUUAUUAUAAAAAUUGUUUACAGGACAUGCUCAAAGGCCCAUCGAAAGUACUCGACAAGGGCGUGUAUGGCGACGACGCCUGCUUCAUAUCUCGAUUCAAGAACACUUUUGUCGUUGGUUAGUGCAGGACUUUACAAUUUUCAAUGAUUAAAUUUUUUGCUCAGGUGUCGCUGACGGCGUUGGCGGCUGGAGAAAGUACGGAAUCGAUCCAUCCGCAUUUUCCAGACGUCUGAUGAAAGAGUGCGAAAAGCGCGUCGCCGACGGUGACUUUGACCCACAACGGCCGGAUCGGUUGCUCGAAUUUGCGUUCCGCGCGACUGCAGAAGCGCCAAGACCCGUUGGGUCUUCGACGGCCUGCGUCUUGGUCGUUCAUCAGGAGAUGCUCUAUUCGGCCAACCUGGGAGAUUCUGGAUUCAUGGUCGUCCGUGGCGGAAAGGUACACCAUUCUUCCGAAUUUCUGAACGAAUUAAAAGAAAACACAAGUUUUUUUUGCAAUAAAAUAGCAUUUUUGCAUAGAAGAAUAACGUAGCUACUAAAAAUAAAUACUCGGACCUUGGAAACGCGAACGGGACGCGAAUCGGACGUGUCGGGGCAUUUCUAGUGACCACUUUAGUAGCCUCAGCACUCUUAAGUGAUCCCUAGAAUCGCCCAAAAACGUCCGUUUCGCGUUACCAAGGUCCGAGUAGGUGUAAACUAAUCGUGUGAUGGCAAUAAAGAGCGUGCGCCUCUUGCAACUUUUUGAGCAUCGCAAAAAUAUUUCAAGUUUUUUUUGACGUGUUCAUCGGAGUAACGGAACAUGUUUUAAAACGUAAAACGUGUUCAUCGGCGCACCAAAAUUGCUCCGAAACAGUAAUUUUUUGGAGCAAUUUUCAUACGUUUCGGAAUAAAUUUCGUUUUGUUCGAUGAACACGCCAUUAGGAUGUUUUUCUCUAAUUCUGUGCAAUUUCAAUGCCGCGUUCAAAGUCAUUCCCGCGAAAUUCAGAACUGUCUCUGAUUUCCAAUAUUUAGUUAUCUUUUCAGUUCUCUGACGCCUAUUUCGAGUUUUGCGGAAUUAAGCUCAAUUUACUGGUUUUUCAUUUUGUGACAUUUUGCUUUUUCGAAAAUUGAUGAACCUUCUUUUUCUCUAAUCUUCAAUUAAAAUGUAGGAUUUCGUCGAUAGUUUAUCGAGAAAAGUUAUCACUAUAUUUCUGAUAAUGAACAAUCUUUUUUACAUUUUUUUUUUCAGGUAAUUUCCAAGAGUCGAGAACAGACACAUUACUUCAAUGCGCCAUUCCAGCUCACAUCUCCACCCGAGGGUACGUGAAAUCGAAGUCUUUUUUCCAAUUUUUUUCAAGGAAUGAAGAAGAAUUUCAUCGGUGACCGACCUGAUAUGGCUGACCGCGAAGAACUGCCUAUGCAGAAGGGCGACAUUAUCCUUCUCGGUUUAUUUUCUUGCUUGAGCAAAGAUUAAACUUAAUUUACAGCUACUGACGGCCUUUGGGAUAACCUCAAUGAGCAACAUGUUCUCGAGCAGCUGAAGACGCUCGAAGCCGGAGAGGCCAAUGUUCAGGAGGUCCUUUUGUUUAACGAAUGUGUUUCAAAAAGGUUUGACGUUAAGGUUUGCAACGCGUUGGCGUUGACGGCCCGGCGACUUGCAUUCGACUCGAAGCACAACAGUCCGUUUGCGAUUAAGGCUCGCGAGAAUGGUUUUUUGGCCCCUGGCGGAAAGCCAGAUGACAUUACUCUUGUCCUUUUGCUCAUCGCGUAG
Molecule: messenger RNA, 2385 nt
Organism: Caenorhabditis auriculariae
Lineage: Eukaryota; Metazoa; Nematoda; Chromadorea; Rhabditida; Rhabditidae
Source: the annotation of a GenBank genome assembly